AUGAGUACUGGCUGGAAUUUUAACUUUAAUCAAAAGUACGCCAAAAGGAAAAAAAAAGAAGAGUUACGAUACAUCAAAUUAUUUAACAAGAAGGGGUUAAAAACCUCAAGAGAAAAGAAUGACCUCUUUAGAGAAGGUUUAAAUUGUGGACCCGCUGGACGCAAUGCAUUAAUUAGAUGGAUUGAAUAUAACUACGAAUUGAAAAACGAAGAAGAAAAUGGCUAUCCAGCUGUUAGCGCUUGUAAAGUGUGGCAAAAUACUCAGUCUUUUCAAGAUAUUACCUUAUCAGGUUUGGUUGAUUUUCUUAAGUUCCUAAAUAUUCCUAAACAUAUAACAUACAAAAAUGUUUUCGAUAAUUACUUAUCCCUCAAGUUCAUUAGUAAAGUUAAAUCGAUCGAAAACUCGCAGAAGUGUUUAACCAAGCUUGCAAAAAAGAUGAUACUAAUGUUUCAAGUACGCGAAAUUCAACCACUGUUCUCUAUGUUACUAGAAAAAAUAGAUGUGAUACCAUUAGGAAUUUUAAAUAUUUUAAUAGAAGAAACUCCUGCAGCUAAAUAUUUUUACAAAAUAACGUCGAUAAAAGUAAGAAGGAAAAUAUGGGUAUUAUGCCCCGAUAAAUUUUAUGAAGAAGUUGAACAUAUAAUUGAAGAAAUAAUUUUAAGAAUGAAAUUAAGGAGUACUUAUGAUGAAACUAUUACUAAUUUAAUUAAUGAAAUAAUUGAGCUAAUUGGAGAAGAAAAUGAAAAAACAUUUCUUUAUAAUUUAUGUAUACACAUUAUACGAUUGAAAUGUUUGCAAUCUAUUUUGAAUGAAAAGGAAAAUUUUUCCUAUGACGCUUUACCUGACACGGUAUCACGCAGAGGUCAACAGUCUAAAGUAGAACCACAUGAUGAUAAGAUGUCACCUAUAAAAACGAAGAUGCAUAAUAUUAUAAAUGAAGAAAGUGUAUCCCCUAAAAAUAAUACUAUUAAAAAGGAGCACAGCGAAAUAGAUGAAACCAUUUGUGAAAUGAUGUUAAAUUCUAAUUGUUCCUCUAGUUCAAUAUCAGAUAAUAUUAACAACAAGCUGAAAAGAUUAGAAAUAUGUUUUGAUAAAAUUAUGAACAAAAAUGAAAAAUAUGAAAAGAACUCAUGGCGCUAUAAUGACAAUUCCAAGCUAUAUUUUAUAGCUCUUCGUGAAUAUAGCCAAUAUAAUACUUCAUUUCAGUAUUUAAAGAAAAGGAAAAAUAAAGAAAUACAUGAUGAAGGUAAUAUAAGGCGUAUGAUGAAGAAUAAUAAUAUUAGUUUAAAUAAUGAUAAAAACAAAAGAAGGGAUAUUUGUAUAAAUAAUAAUAAUUACAGCAAUAAUUAUUAUGAACCGAAAAGUUCUCAAAAGAGAAGUUUAAUUAUAAGUGAAGAAAAGAAAAAAAUGAAAAAAGUGAAAAUGAAUUCAAAUAGUUUUAAUGAAGUUAAUAUAUUUAAAAAGGGUUGUUAUUCAAUGGAAAAGAGUCGCAGUGAAAAUAAAAACAAAUAUGCCCCUAUGAAAGAAGUUGAGAAGGAAGAGGACGGAAGUGUUAUGGGAAAAAGAGGCAAGAACAAUUCAAACUGCAUUGGUGUCAAUAAUGUGAAGGAAAAGGAGAAAAAAGAAGUAUCUACGCAAAAUUACACAGACAAUAUGAGUCAUAAAAGGAACAUGAAUGAAAAUCAUCAAAAGAAAACAUUGUUACCUUUUGACAAUAUGUUCUAUAGCAAUCUUCGCAUAUUGUUAUGUUUACAAUACAAGGAAAAGUACAAUGUAAAGGACGAAGAAAUGUUGGUGAUAGACAAAUAUUUUUACAUUGUUGAAUUUAUAAAUAAUAUUAUAAGAGAUGGUAUAUUAAAUUUUUCAAAUGAAAUUAAAGCAAACGAUAUAAUUAAGAAAACAAAGAAUUAUAUUAGAAUAAACAAUAUAGAUGAUUUGUGUGAAUAUUCUUUAUUAUUCAAUAACAUACAUUUGAAAUUUUGUAUUAUUGAAGGAAUUUGCUUCUAUUUUUAUAAAAGUAAUUUUGAUAUUUUAACACAGAAAAAUAAUAUGAAUUUUUGGACUUCUCUUUUCUAUUUUGGUAUUUAUAACAACUUUUUCUCUUUAAUUAAAUACGCCAUAGAUAAAAUUGAAUAUAAAGACAGAAAAAAAAAAGUAAAGAACCUUUUUGAACAAAGGCGCAAAAUUAUGUUGAAUGAAAAUGAGCAGCACAAACAUAAAUACUGCAGUGAGAAUAUACAUCAGACGCUAAUUGAGCAGAGGAAGGUAGAAGAAAAGUUAACUGAUGAUAGUGUAGAGAAAGACACAAAUGAUGAAAGUGAAGUAAAUGAUAGUGAGGGGCGUGCUGAGAGUAAACAUGGAUAUGAACAGAUAGAAUACUGUGCUGAAGUUAAGGACUAUUGUUGUGGUGAUAGUGUUCCCUGUGAGACGUACAUAAAUGACGUUGAAAGUAAGGAGAGUUAUCGUAAUAGCCCAAACAUGCAUAAUUCGGUAGUAAAUGAAUAUGAUAGCAACGUAAAUAGCUACUACGAAGAAGACAUAUGUUAUGAUAAACUAUACAAUAAAAAGGAAAGAGAAAACCAAGAACGAGCGCAUUUUAAGUACAUGCAGUGCCAAGAGGAAGAAGAAGAAGAAGAAGAGGAAGAAGCAGAUGAAGUAGACGAAGUAGAUGAAGAAGUAGAUGAAGCAGACGAAGAAGCAGAUGAAGAAGAUGAAGAGGAUGAAGAAGAGGAAGAAGAAGAUGAAGAGGAUGAAGAAGAGAAAGAAGAAAAGGAAGAAGAAGAUGAAGAGGAUGAAGAAGAGGAAGAGGAUGAAGAAGGAGAGGAUGAAGAAGGAGAGGAUGAAGAAGAGGAAGAGGAUGAAGAGGAUGAAGAAGGAGAGGAUGAACACGAGGAGAAUGAAGACGAAGAGAAUGAAGAAGAAGAAAAAGAAGAAGAAGAAAACGAAGAGGAAGCGGAAGAAGAAAAAGUUGCGGAUGAACAGGAAGAUGAAAGUGUUGAGGAAGAUAAGGAAGAAAUGGAAAAGGUGUAUGACCGCUACCAUUACAAGCAGGAAAAGAUAAAAUUAUCUCCUUUCAGCUCUAAAUUGCAAAUCAAUAAUCCCUAUGGUUGGAAGAAGAAAAAAAGAUAUAGAGAUUCAUAUUUUAAAGUGGAAGCACAAGACUUGAAAAACCUGAGUAAAGUAAAAGCAGAAUUUACAACAAAUAAUGCAAUUACAUUAGAGGAUAUAAAAAAUAUAAAAUACAAAUUAUUUCCUAAUAAUUGUAAAGACAGUUAUUUUAAAAUACCUUUAAUUAGUGUCCUAAAAUAUAUAGUAAAUCCAAUUAAUGGACAAAGUACAUUUCUCUCCUUUUUUAACUUUUUUGAAGAAGACAAUAGUAAUAUAGAAGAAUUAAAGUCAGAUAAGGAGAAAAAUAGUAUUUUAUUAUUGUCAGCUUUAUUAAACAUACCCCAAAUUGAUUAUAUAAAAAUAAAAAAUUUUUUUACAAUAAUUGAUGAGUUUUUUUACCUCGAAAAAACUAAUUUUAGAAAUACAUCAAAUGGUAGUAAUAUGAAAGAUGUUGUCUUUGUUCCUGAAAAUAUGAAUGAAGUAAAAAGGGUAGGAGCAAACAAAAAAACAUGGGCCCCAAAUGAUAUUUUUAUUAGGGAUAGUAAUUAUUACAACGAUCAUUGCAGGAUGGAUAAGGAAAAACUGGAGAGCAAUACUACCACAUUCACGUACACAACUACAACUUCUGCUACGACUGCUACUACUGCUUCUAUAAAUAAUAAUUAUAAUAUGAGAACAAGCCGAAACGAUGCAUUUAGCGAAAUGAGCUAUAAAAGAGACUUGCUGAAAAGUAAUUGUGAAUAUGCAUCGAAUUUUGAGAAAGAAAUAAAAUGGGUUAAAUACAAUGAAGAGAAAAUAAACAAUUCAGACGGUAAAAGUAACAACAUUGCUCUGUUAAGGGAUAAAAAUACAUUUGAUAGUAUAGGGAAAAAGCUAGUGAAUCAUAUAAAAGACAUGAAUAAGGCAAUAAGUGGCAACCAAUUUUUAAUAAAUAAUAAUAUAAGUUCCUUAUGUGAGUACUUAAAUGAUAUUAGUAGUGCCGAUAGUUCUAAUAAUGAUAUGAACGAGCAAAACGCUAGUGCCAUGCAUGGUUCUAAUAGCAUGAAUAGCACUAUUAACGCCAAUAAUGUGAAUCCCAUGAACGGAGGAAUGACUCUGUUAAAAGGAGAACUGGGUGCUACAUCUAAGAAAGUUACAAAGGAAAAUAAUAUCUGUUCAAUUAGUUUAUUUUGUGAAAUAACAAAUGAAAUUGUUCAUAAGUUAACCAAGUGCAAAGGUACUACGUCUACUAGUACAUCCAGAGCUACAACGAUAAAUAAGUACCUCCCGUAUAUUCUAAAAAUAUGCUUCCUAAAUCUAGACUUUUUAAAAGGAGAAAAGCUAAUAAAUAUGUACAUAAAAUAUAUGUAUUUAUAUGAAUAUUUAUACCAUAUGAUUUUAAACAGAAUUCUAUAUAUUAGUACUGUUAAAUCGUUUCCAUUUUUACAAAAUAUUAUAUUAAAGGAAUUACAUUUUUAUUUUGAAGAUUUUAAAAAUAGGAAAGUUAAGAAUCUGUGGAAGUUCUAUUUGUAUGUUCAUACCUUAAUUGAUAUAAAUAAAAACAAAAAUAGUUUAAUAACUAAAUUGUUUCAUAAUAAUGCUAUUGAAUAUUUUAUAAAACUUUUUUAUUCCAUAUCAUUUUACAAUCCAGCAUUUUCCGUUCUUUUUCUGAAGCUUAUUGAGACCCCAUUGUUUUAUAGGAAUAUUGAAAAUAAGAGAGAAGAAAUAUUACAAAAUCUAUGGAUUGGAACGCAUGAACGAUCUUUUGCAAAUAUGUCCCCAAAUAAAAAAUGUCGUAUUGAGUAUAAAUUUUGGUUAGACUCGUACAAGAAAUUUUCCGAAAGAUGA
Molecule: messenger RNA, 4935 nt
Organism: Plasmodium malariae
Lineage: Eukaryota; Apicomplexa; Aconoidasida; Haemosporida; Plasmodiidae
Product: conserved Plasmodium protein, unknown function
Exons: 6
Coding region: 1-4935 (1644 amino acids)
Source: RefSeq, a predicted model, not a curated record